Aplysia californica (California sea hare) is the source of this 2380-nucleotide messenger RNA. Its product is annotated as organic cation transporter protein. The record is from RefSeq and is a predicted model, not a curated record. NCBI's taxonomy places the organism in Eukaryota, Metazoa, Mollusca, Gastropoda, Aplysiida, Aplysiidae. Gene Ontology annotation, cellular component: membrane. Gene Ontology annotation, biological process: transmembrane transport. Gene Ontology annotation, molecular function: transmembrane transporter activity.
CUUUCUGUUACCAAGAUUUGUCUAAAAAGUGGUUAGAUCUCUCUUGGUCUUGUUGUACUCUCAGACUUUGAGUGUCUGUUUACGCCACACAAGUGAAUUAUUAGCGGUCAGUCUGAGUAGAGAUCCACUGCACGACGCAAAAAUGCAGUUUUUCUGUGAAUCAGGAGAUCUCGCCGUGAAUCAGACCGGCCUUAAUGCCGUCUUUGCCUUUCGGUUUCAUUCUGCCUAUUCUACUUGCGACAGCACUGCGUCAGAUUAUGCUUGUUGGCGUUGAGUAUUCUUUCAAUUUUUAUGACCUUUCACAGACGCAUUAUUAUUGCAUUACUGUUGAAUUGUAGUCUCCACCUAAGAUCCCGGUGCUCGUUAGCAAGGAAAUGCAGGAUCUACGGCGAACCGGGAUCUUAACCGACGAACCCAGGGAAGAAUCUAUGGUGACCCGUGUCAAGGCUCCCUCCACUCUAAAAUGAUUCGUCUGGUGAAAAUCACCCCACAGAAAGCUGCCUUUGCUCCUGAUUUUCACGGUAAGCCGUUUUUAAGCUACCUCAAGCUUUCCCACCACCUGUCCCGCUGAGGAUGUCUGGCAGAUUGGACGGCUUGGAGACUCUGCUCUCCUCCCUGGGUGAGCGUGGCCGCUACCAGAUGAGCAUGCUGAUCUUGCUGUCCUGUACCUACAUCCUCCUGGUGUUCAACCAUGUCGUCAUGGCUUUCCACGGCAUGGGGGUGCCGCACUCGUGUGUCCCCGGCAAUCUCUCCGUCACAGAGGAGGUCAACGCGACAUUCACACUCACUGGGGCCCAGGGCUACAGUCAGCUGCUGAGUAUUGAAAGCCACAAAUGCUCCAGCGUGGAACAUUUCUCCGACGGUCACAACUUGACCACCUUCUGUGAAGCUGGCCAGUUUGUUUACCACCCUAAGAAUGCUGAAAAGACCAUUGUCAGUGAUUUUGACCUGGUGUGCUCCAACAAGGAUCUGUCCAGCCUGGCCACCACCAUCUACUUCGCGGGCGUGAUGCUGGGCGGCCUUGUGUUUGGGGACCUGGCUGACCGCCUGGGCCGGCUGCCCGUGCUGCUGGGGACACUGUACAUGUCGGUGGUUCUGGGCGUGGCCACCGCGUUCUCCGUGAACUACGUCAUGUUUGUGGUGCUGCGCUUUGCGCAGGGAGUCUUGAUGCAGUGUGGUGCCAGAAUCUCUACGAUGGCUUUUGAUGAAAGGAAAGUUUGAGAAAGCGGAGGCUUUAAUCAGGAAGAUUUGUCAAAAAAAUCAGGUGGCAUUCCCAGCUGCAGAGUGGCAGAAGUUGAAGGAAGAAACGUCGAUGAAGUUGGACCUAGGGUCUGAGCAAAAAGAACAUACAAUGAUUGACCUGGUCAAGACAUCACAGCUGAGGAAGAGGUCUUUUGCCCUGCUCUUUAUUUGGUUGACUAUAUCUACAACUUACUAUGGGCUUACUUUUAAGAUGACCGUCUUCAAAUGGAACAAAUAUAUGACUUUCUUCAUCGGAGGAGCUGUAGAGUCUGUGUGCUAUAUACUGAGCCUGCCUGUAAUGCGAUAUUUUGGGAGGAAGAAACCUCUCCUUGUGUGUUUGCUGUGUGCGUGUGUCACGUGCCUGGCAGCCGGCCUCCUCAAUGAUCACUCUUCUGGACUGACCUACUUAAUCAUUGCGCUGGCUCUGGCAGGCAGAUGUGCAACUGCCUUCCUCUUUGCCAUCAUUUUUGUAUUCUCAUCGGAGCUUUUCCCUACUCUUAUACGAAAUAUUGGCAUGGGCUUUUGCUGCUUCUGGGCUCGCCUAGGCGGAGUUUUAGCUCCUCAAGUUAACCAAUGGGCAAAGACAGUUGUUGGCUUUGAUGCCAUUAUCAUCUUUGGAGUGUUAGCUGGCAUAGCAGCUGUCUGCGUGCUGGUUCUGCCGGAGACUCACAACUGCCUGUUGCCCGAUGCCUUGCACGAUGUUACAGAGGGCCAUGUCCUCAACAAAAAAGACAAGGACUUGAUGGAGGAGGACGCGGUCGCACUUCAGUCUAUGACAAAUCAUCAGAUGAGCUGAGAGAUAUAUGAGGGUCUGCAAUGUCGGCUCAUCGUGAAAUCAUUUUGGUAUUUUUAGUUUUAGAUUUGAAAGACAUGUGGUCAUGUUGUUCACUCAUGGAAAAUCGUCUGAUGAGUAGAGAUUUCAGACUAUGCCAUGACGUCGAUUUGUAGAGAUGAUGAUGUUGGCCCACGAUAAAAUUGUUUAAUAAUUUGUUGUAUGUUUUACGUGUGGCUGUAAUCCAGAUAUUGAAUUAUCUUUGAUAUCCUAAAUGUACCAUACUGUGUUGGUGUGAAAUGAAUGGAAGCUUGGUUUGUUAGAGGCACAGAAUUUCUAGACAUUUUAAUUUUAAAGAAAGAAAAA